This is a messenger RNA of Callithrix jacchus (white-tufted-ear marmoset), 2580 nucleotides long. RefSeq names its product lymphocyte antigen 9 (gene LY9). Gene Ontology annotation, cellular component: external side of plasma membrane; membrane. Lineage: Eukaryota; Metazoa; Chordata; Mammalia; Primates; Cebidae. Gene Ontology annotation, biological process: T cell activation. The record is from RefSeq and is a predicted model, not a curated record.
GCCUCAAAGAGUCACACAGAUGACUGGGCUCCUGGGCCUUUCUACAAUAAGCCACAGAGGAGUCAGCUGCAAAUAUUCUCUUCUGUUCUACGGACCUCUCUCCUCUUCCUGCUCCUGGAAUUCCUGCUGGAGUCUGGAUCCCAAACCCAUCUGAUUUGGUCUAGAAUUUUCAGAGUGCUCUCCAGAGCCUCAGAAGCCCUGGAAAUCCAAGCUGGGGUCACCCAGAAGAUACCCACAGGCUCCCUACAAGAAAAUUAGCAGCCUUGGACAAAUGCCAGCUUCCUAGAUGCCUUGGACUAAGAGCCUCUGGAGAGGACUCAGCCCCAAGAGUGGUGUCAGGGAUCCUAGGGGGUUCUGUGACUCUCCCACUAAACAUCUCAGUAGACACAGACAUUGAGAACGUCGCCUGGAAUGGUCCCAAAAAUGCUCUCGCUUUUGCAAAUCCCAAAGAUGUAAUCCUUAUGGACAAAAGCUACCAGGGCCGACUAAGCAUCACCAAAUGGAGUUACUCCCUGUACAUCAGCAAUCUGACUCUGAACGAUGCAGGCUCCUACAAAGCCCAGAUAAACAAAAAGAAUUCUAAAGUCACCACUAAGGAAGAAUUUACCCUGCUCAUCUUUGAGCAGCUGCAGGAGCCCCAAGUCACCUUGAAGUCUGUGAAGGUGUCUGAGAACUUCUCCUGUAACAUCACUCUAAUGUGCUCUGUGACGGGGGCAGAGGAAAGUGUCCUAUACAGCUGGACCCCAGGGGACUCCCAUGCUUCUGAGUCCAAUGGAGGCUCCAUUCUUACAAUCUCCCGAAUGCCCUGUGACCCAGACCUGCCAUAUACCUGCACAGCUCGGAACCCCGUCAGCCAAAGCAGCUCCCGCCCUGUCCAUGCUGGGAAGUUCUGUACAGAUCCAGGAGCCUCCAGAGGAGAAACAAUGGGGGAGACUGUGGUAGGGGUCCUGGGAGAGCCAGUCACCCUACCACUGGCACUCCCAGUCACCUGUCGGGACACAGAGAAGGUUGUCUGGAUGUUUAACACGUCCAUCAUCAGCAAAGAGAGGGAAGAAGCAGCAACAGCAGAUCCACUCAUUAAAUCCAGGGAUCCUUCCAAGAACAGGGUGUGGGUCUCCAACCAGGACUGCUCCCUGAAGAUCGACCGGCUGAUGAUAGAGGAUGCCGGUCGCUACCAUGCCUAUGUGUGCUCAGAGACCUCCAGAGUCACCAGCAUGACACAUGUCACCCUGCGCAUCUACCGGAGGCUGAGGAAGCCCAAAAUCACAUGGAGCCUCAGGCACACCGAAGACGGCAUCUGCAGGGUCAGCCUGACCUGCUCCGCGGAGGACGGGGGAAACACCGUGGUGUACACAUGGACCCCACCGCAGAAGGAAGCUGUGGUGUUGCAAGGGAAAUCACACCUCAAUGUCUCAUGGAGAAGUGGUGAAAAUCACCCCAACCUCACAUGCAUAGCCAGCAACCCUGUCAGCAACACUUCCCACCAGUUUCCUUCUGAGAACAUCUGUCCAGGGCCCAGGAGAAACAUGAAGCUUUGGAUUGGGUUGCCCCUGAUGGUUUGCCUUCUGUGCCUUGGGAUCUUCAGCUGGUGGUGCAUUUGGAAGCAGAAAAGACGGUUCCCAGCCCUCUGUUCCAGCCAAGCUGAGGACCCAGCUGACACACCAGAACCCACAGCUGACCACACACUAUACCGCAUGCUUCCCCAAGGAUAUGAGAAGCUGGACCCUCCCACCGGGCCUGCCAGGCCACAGCCCAGGCCCACUUCAGACAGCAGCUCUGACAGCAACACCACAACUGAGGAGGAUGACGACAGGCCUGAGAUGCACAAGUCCAUCAAUGGGAGAGACAGGGUGUAUAACCAGGUCACCCAGGAGGGUGCCGAACAUGACUCAGCCCCAGAGGCCAAAGCAGACUAUAAUCUCGUCACUCCGUACGUCACAGAAGUUGAGUCUGUGGUUGGAGAGAACACAGUAUAUGCACAAGUGUCCUUCAACUUACAGGGAAAGACCCCGGCUUCUCAGAAGGAAGAGAGCUCAGCCACAAUCUACUUGUCCAUACAGAAACCUCAGACGGUGGUGCCACCACCACAACAGGAUGAUCUUAAGAUUCCUGAAAGUCCUACCUAUGAAAAUUCCACCUGAAAGGAAAAGCAGCUGCUGCCUCUCUCCUGGGACCCUGGGGUUGGAGAGUUGGCUGGACCUCACGGGGUCUGGGGCUCGCAGACAGAAGCGCCUCGGAUUUUCCUUCAGUGUCUCAGAGAUGCCUAGAUGUGGCCCCUCCCCGUCCUUCUCACACUCAAGGCCUCCCAAGCCCAUUAAUAAUUCGAACACAGGCUCCUUCUUGGAGUUUACGGGCUUCCAAUGUCUUUGCCCUAUUUGUGUCCUCGCACAUUCAUAGCGUUUCCUCCUUGAAACUCUGCCAAGGCUGGUCAAAUGUUGCUGAGGGGCCUGUGCCAGCUGUCCUUUACACCAUCUUCUCAACACUGCUGAAAUGAACACAAGAGAACUGUCACACAUGACACAAGACGUACGUAAAAUCAUGCUCACUGCAGUGUUAUUCAAAAUAAAAGGCAGGAAAUAA